AUGGACCUAAUCAAUAGCAUAACAAAACAAGACAACAAGGCGGCCUUGCUGACACUGCCGAGAGUUGAUUUGGCCGUGACGACGGAAACCCAAAAGAUGAAAGUCACGAAAAAAGGAGGACGAUUUGUACUGAUGCAACUACCAAAGGGAAUCGACUUGUCGGAUUUGGCCAACGGGAGUCGCUUUGUGGCGCCUUCUUGUGAUGACGAAAAGAGAGUGGCGUUGGUAGUGGAAUCCAAAACCAAAAGUUUUCUCGUCAAUCGACUGGAAACCUCCAAUGUACUAGUAUUGGUGGCGCCACAACAGCAACAACAGCAAUCUACUAGUAGUACAGAUGCCAGCAAGGAAAAUGACACUACCAAUACUACUACAUGUACUACAACCAGUGCGGAAGAACCAGCUUUGAAAAAGGCCAAGAUGAGCAACAGCAGUAAGAAACUGGCAUUGGUUCCAGUCGCGACACGCCUGUUGACUCCAGGCGUGGCGUCUGGUUCUUCCUUUUUGGAAUUGAGAGACAUGACGAUUACAGCCAAACAAUUGACUCCACUCUUGGAACAUGACGUAUUUGAUCCAUACUAUACUAGUCGUACAUCCAAUCCCUACUACAAACAAUCAAAGGGACGCACUCUGGAAUCACUGGCACUCGAAUUGCAGUGUUCCACGGGACAAGUACGAGAGGUACUCGCUCAGUUGCACGGAUUUCCAUUUCCAAACCACAAUACUAAUAUUGAUGAGUACCAGUAUGGCCACUUGUCAGAAGAAGCACUCCAAGAUGCCUUGGCGGCCAUUGUGGCCACGUUGGCGGAAGAAGAGCAGUUUUGUUUGAACGACACUACAUCUAUCAGUGUGGAGGAGUUUGUCACGUGUGUGGCAGAACGCAUUCCAGAAGAGGAAUCCUAUCCGGAAUUGAACCAUGUCCUCCACUAUGCCAUGAAUCGACUGGUGAUCCACAACAACAAACAAAAGAAGCAGUCUUCUUUGCUCGUCACGGACACGCAUGUGUCCUUUGACCCCAAACAGAUUGCCAUUUGUGUUGCCCAUCGACUCUUUCAAUCUCAAACCAAACCAUGGAAACAAGAUACACUACUCUUGAAAUGGCAAAGUCAAGUGCCAGGAGUGGGGAGUCAGUACAAUGUCGAUUUGGGAAUGCUAAGGGGUGUGGCCGUUUGCACAGUAGAGGAGGAUGAUACGACUAAUACUCCACUCUGGACGUAUUUGCCAGCACAACAAUUGUCAAGGGAUCCCGAAAAACGAUUUGCUGCAUUGUUUCAAGUACGGGCCAAGUGGGAACUCGACGAUCUACAGCCAUACAUUGAUGCACUCGUCCAGGAACUGGAAGUAUCCCAAGCAGAACUACUCCUGCAAUACACCAGCAGUAGUAUGGAUGAAGUCACGGGAGUCAAAGUGUAUGGUGCCAAAGCAUAGAAGAAGAAUAGUAAUAAGGGAAACACCUGGAC
Molecule: messenger RNA, 1457 nt
Organism: Seminavis robusta
Lineage: Eukaryota; Bacillariophyta; Bacillariophyceae; Naviculales; Naviculaceae
Source: the annotation of a GenBank genome assembly